AUGUCUCUCAAUAUGAAAACCUUUACGCAAGCGCUGGCCAAGGCGGGAGCAGUGAUCGAGAAAACGGUGCAGACGACCGUGCAGGAAGUGACGGGUCCGAAGGCAUUGCAGGAUUACCAGCUCAUCGACCAGAUCGGGUCCGCCGGCCCUGGCCUCGCCUGGAAGCUGUACUCCGCUCGGCCGGUGAGGGAGGCGGCGCGGCAGUACCCAGUGGUUUGCGUAUGGGUGCUGGAUAAGAAGGCUUUGUCAGAGGCGCGAAUCCGGGUCGGGUUGUCCAAGGCCGCGGAGGACUCAUUUCUGGAUGUGGUUCGGGCCGAUGCGACGAGGUUGGUGCGGCUGCGGCACCCUGGGGUUGUCCAUGUGGUGCAGGCGUUGGACGAGAACAAGAAUGCCAUGGCGAUGGUGACUGAACCGCUCUUUGCCUCGGUUGCUAACGUGCUUGGGAAUUUGGAGAAUGUUGAGAAGGUCCCGAAGGAGCUCAAGGGAAUCGAAAUGGGGCUGUUGGAGGUGAAACAUGGGUUGCUCCAAAUUGCAGAAACGUUGGACUUUCUCCAUAACAAUGCACAUCUAAUCCACCGGGCGAUAGCUCCCGAGAAUGUUCUUAUGACUGCAAGUGGAGCAUGGAAGCUUGGUGGAUUUUGCUUUACGAUUCCAAGCGACCAAGGUGGCAAUUUGGCUAGUUCUCACGCCUUCCAUUAUGCUGAAUAUGAUGUGGAGGAUUCCAUCAUGCCUCUACAACCAUCUUUAAAUUACACCGCACCUGAACUUGUUCGUAGCAAAGUGCCUUCUGCUGGGAGUGCAUCUGACAUUUUCAGCUUUGGAUGCCUUGCUUACCACUUGAUUGCUCACAAACCUUUGUUUGAUUGCCACAACAAUGUCAAGAUGUAUAUGAAUACUUUGAAUUACUUGUCCAGUGGGUCAUUCUCCUCCAUUCCUUCUGAACUAGUACCUGAUUUGCAGAGGAUGCUCUCUGCAAAUGAAUCUUUCAGACCUUCUGCCAUGGAUUUUACAGGUUCUGGAUUUUUCCGUAAUGACACGAGGCUGCGUGCUCUUCGAUUCCUGGACCACUUGCUUGAGCGAGAUAACAUGCAGAAGUCUGAGUUCUUAAAAGCAUUAUCCGAUAUGUGGAAGGAUUUUGACUCACGUGUAUUGCGGUACAAGGUGCUUCCACCUUUAUGCGCAGAACUCAGAAAUAUGGUUAUGCAACCAAUGAUUCUCCCCAUGGUUCUCACCAUAGCCGAAUCUCAGGAUAAAGUAGAUUUUGAGCUUUCAACCCUUCCAGCUCUUGUUCCUGUCCUCAGUACCGCUGCUGGCGAGACACUACUUCUUCUUGUCAAGCAUGCAGAUCUCAUAAUCAACAAGGCUAGUCAUGAGACUUUGGUAUCUAGUGUCCUGCCAAUGUUGGUUCGAGCUUAUGAUGAUACUGAUCCACGCAUCCAGGAGGAAGUUUUGAAAAAAUCUGUAUCUCUUGCCAAGCAACUUGAUCCUCAGCUAGUGAAGCAAGCAAUUUUGCCUCGGGUUCAUGGAUUAGCUCUCAAAACAACUGUUGCUGCGGUAAGAGUGAAUGCUCUGCUAUGCUUUGUAGAAUUUGCUCAUUCACUCGACAAACAUGCUAUUCUGGACAUGUUGCAAACCAUUGGACGUUGUACAGCAGUUGACCGUUCUGCUCCUACCCUUAUGUGUACUCUCGGGGUUGCAAACUCUAUUCUAAAGCAGUUUGGAGUAGAAUUUGUUGCAGAGCAUGUUCUUCCCCUGCUUUCGCCUCUGCUCAUUGCCCAGCAGCUUAACGUGCAGCAGUUUGCCAAAUACAUGCUCUUCAUUAAGGAUGUCCUGAGGAUGAUAGAAGAAAAGCGAGGGGUCAGUGUAAGUGAUUCUGGAAUUCCAGAGGCGAAGACAUUGCCUUUUGCUAAUGGGACUCAGUCUCAAGCAUCUAGCAAAUCAACUGGCACAGUUGCUUCUGCAGUAAAAAAGAGUCCUUCUUGGGAUGAAGACUGGGGUCCUGUCACCAAAGGUUCUGACCCUUCAAAGCACCCUGCUACCACACCUAUUCCCUCUAUUUCAAGCAACCCAUCUCCUGCUCCUACUACUAUGACAUCUUCGGGCAGCCAGCAGCAGCCACUGCAAUCAUUGUCUUCCAUGGCCAGUCAACAACCAGUGGUGUCAUGCACUCCAGUCGACAUAGAGUGGCCUCCUCGGUCAUCAUCUUCUGGUGUAAUCCCGCAGCAAAGUGAUGGCUGGGGACAAUCGAGUAUGGUGGCAUCAUCAUCUGCACCAGCUCUUGACGAUAUGGAUCCUUUUGCCGAUUGGCCUCCGAGGCCUAGCAGCAGCACCUCCAGUACCUCCAACACUUUGAACAACGGUAAAGUUGGAUCGCUCACUCCAACUUACGGCUCUAACUUUGCAACCAUCACAUCCAACAGCAGCACUCAGAGCAAUGGGAGCAACAGCUGGGCGUUCAACAACCAGAAUUCGCUUACCAUGGGACGAGGAGCUGUGAACGGUGGUGGUGGCAGUGGGAUGAAUCCCAGCCACUCCCUCGGGGUCUUGAAAAGCAAUCAAGGUGGAAGUAUGGUCUCGUCAAGUAAUCAAAGGACGAGGUCGUCGGGAGAUCUGGAAUCCAUAUUUGGUUCCGGGAGGAACAACGAUAAUGGAGCUUUAGCUCCGAAGCUUGCUCCGCCUCCUUUGACAGCUGUCGGCAGAGGGAGAGGGAGAGGGAGAGGGACAGCGGUUGGCUCGACUAUGAAGUCUUCUUCUCAUGCCAACAACAAACCUCAGCCUGGACAGCCACCUCUCUUGGAUUUGCUAUAA
Molecule: messenger RNA, 2808 nt
Organism: Linum trigynum
Lineage: Eukaryota; Viridiplantae; Streptophyta; Magnoliopsida; Malpighiales; Linaceae
Source: the annotation of a GenBank genome assembly